AUGUCGAUCAAACCUUUGAUCCAACGCCUCUCAUUCACCCUACUCAUCAUCUUCUUCUUCUUUCUUCUCUCUUUGCAUGCAGGUACAGCCAAGGAAAAAGAUUUUGGGGUUGGUGAUGAAGAUGAAGAUUUCUCAGGUGGUGGUGAUGGUUUUGUUCCUUUGGUGAAGAAAGAGCAGAGGAAGGUAUUAGUUGAUAAUGAAUAUGGUCAAAUCUCAGCCAUUGAAAUCUCUGAUGGGAUCAGAGGGCCUCACCAUAUGCACUUCUUUACUUUGGUGCCCAAUUCCUUGUUUCUUCCUGUGCUUCUGCAUGCUCAGAUGGUGUUUUAUGUUCACACAGGAAGUGGAAGUUUGAGUUGGGCCAAUGAGGAAGAGAAAAGAAGAGUGAAUUUGAAGCGAGGAGAUAUCUUCAGACUUGACCCUGGUUCUAUAUUUUAUAUACAAAGUGACUUGGAGACUAAACGUGAAAGCCUAAGGAUUUAUGCCAUUUUUCCUAAUUCAGAUGAUGAGUACUCAAUCGUACCAUCCAUUGGGGCAUACUCGAGCAUCAGGAACUUGGUCCGUGGCUUUGACAAGAUAACACUCAAGCGCGCUUUCAAGGCUUCAUAUGAAGUAAUAGAAUCAAUAACAAGUGCAACCGAUAUACAACCAAUCGUUCAUGCCAUCUCAACAAAGAAAGAAGGAAAGAAAAAAGGGUUGUGGGAAAUGGAAGCUCGAUUCCUGAAAGCCUUUCUUGGAGGCAGAGAAGAGAUGAUAUCAUUGAACAAGAAGAAACAAACAACAAACGCCUUUAACAUCAUCGAAGCAGAACCUGAUUUUGAGAACUGUAACGGCCGGAGUCUUACAGUUACCCGGAAAAGAGCAGGCAAUCUUUUGAAGGGUACCAACAUUGGCCUCUUCAUGGUGAAUUUGACCAAGGGCUCUAUGAUGGGGCCUCACUGGAAUCCAAGAGCAACUGAGAUUGCUGUGGUGUUGAAAGGAGAAGGAAUGGUUCGAGUGGUUUGUUCCAGCAACAAAAGCAUAUGGAAAUCAGAGUGCAAAAACAUGAGGUUUAGGGUAAGGGAAGGUGAUGUUUUUGCUGUGCCCACGUUCCACCCCAUGGCUCAGAUGUCAUUCAACAAUGAUUCGUUCAUUUUCAUGGGGUUUAGCACAACAAGACAGAACAAUCAUCCUCAGUUUUUGGCAGGAAAGCAGUCAGUCCUACAAUCCCUUGACAGAAAUGUUUUGGCAUUGUCGUUUAAUGUUGGCAAUUCUACGAUUGACCAACUUUUGGCUCCACAGGGUGAUUCAAUCAUACUGGAUUGUACUUCUUGUGCUGAGGAAGAGCAGAGAAUGAUGAAGGAAGAAAUUGAGAAAGAAAAAGAGAGGAAGAGGGAAGAGGAAGAAAGAAAGAGAGAAGAGGAGGAAGCCAGGAAAAGAGAGGAAGAAGAGGAAAAACGAAGGGAGGAAGAGGAGAAAAGGAAAAGAGAGGAAGAAAGAAAGAGAGAAGAUGAGGAAGCCAGGAAAAGAGAGGAGGAAGAGGAAAGGAAGAGAGAAGAAGAGGAAGCCAGGAAAAGAGAGGAAGAAGAGGAAAGGAAGAGAGAAGAAGAGGAAAAGCAAAGAGAGGAAGAAGAGGAAAGGAAGAGAGAAGAAGAGGAGUCAAGAAAGAGAGAAGAGGAGGAGGAAAAACGAAGGGAGGAAGAGGAAGCCAGGCAAAGAGAGGAGGAAGAGGAAAGGAAGAGAGAAGAGGAGGAAAAGCGAAGGGAGGAAGAGGAGGCAAGAAAGAGAGAGGAAGAGGAGGAAAAACGAAGGGAGGAAGAGGAGGAAAAACGAAGGGAGGAAGAGGAAGCCAGGCAAAGAGAGGAUGAAGAGGAAAAGCAAAGGGAGGAAGAGGAGGCAAGAAAGAGAGAGGAGGAAAAACGAAGGGAUGAAGAGGAAGCCAGGCAAAGAGAGGAAGAAGAGGAGAUGGAGAGGGAGCAGGAGGAGGCUGGGAGGGAAGAAGAAGAAGAGAGACAGAGGAAACAGGAGGAAGAGGAAGCAAGAAAGAGAGAAGAAGAAGAGAUAGAGAGGGAGCAGGAGGAGGCUGGGAGGCAAGAAGAGGAAGAGAGACAAAGACAAAAAGAAGAAGAAGAAGAAGAAGAAGAGAGGGAAAGGCAAAAAGAGGAAGCUAGAAGGAGACAAGAAGAUAAAGAGAGGGAGAGACAAGCAGAGAGGGAACAAGAAGCAAUACAAGAGAGGGUGAGACAAGAAGUAAAAGAAAAACAAUCAGAAAAGGAAGCUGGCAGAGAACCAGAGGAUCAUGAUACAAAAACCACAAUGGACAAGCAAGAGAAGCAAAGUGGCAGAGUUGAGAAUGGAAAAUCUUAUUUGAAAUUGAAGACCGUCUGAUCUUAUCUGAGAGAGGAGAUUUUGCUACUUUAGUCACCAGGAUUAAACAGUGCAACAUAAAUAAUUACAUCCCUACUGCUCUGUUUUUCUUAAGUUUAUUGUUGAUAGUAAGCUCUAUGACUAUGUUUUAAACCUUUUUUCUGAGGUUUUAUGCUUAUUACUAUAGUAAUCAGUGAUUAUUUUUCAAGUUUUAUUCUAACAGAGCUUGUGCCUACUUAUCCAAGUAA
Molecule: messenger RNA, 2591 nt
Organism: Humulus lupulus (European hop)
Lineage: Eukaryota; Viridiplantae; Streptophyta; Magnoliopsida; Rosales; Cannabaceae
Product: vicilin-like seed storage protein At2g18540
Exons: 5
Coding region: 1-2364 (787 amino acids)
Source: RefSeq, a predicted model, not a curated record